AUGAUACCGGCUCGUACAAUCGUUAUCAAACUCGGUACAUCGUCCCUCAUUGACGAAACUACUCAUGACAUACAAUACGACAUUGUUGCUGGCGUAGCAUCUACAGUUGCAGCUCUGCGGGAUGGGGGGUACAGAGUUGUCCUCCUAAGUUCUGGAGCAGUGGGGUUUGGGUUGCUACGGAUGGGUCUUCCAUCACGUCCUAGCAGCCUAUUAGGCAAGCAGGCACUCGCAGCAAUUGGCCAAGGAGAGGUGAUGUCAAUGUGGUCAAACGUCUUUUCCCAGCGAGGCAUUGCUGUGGCCCAGGUCCUGCUAACACAUGACGACAUUGCAUCACCGAAACGCUACGACCACGCCGUCAACACAUUCAACGAACUCCUCUCCAUCGACGUAGUUCCCAUCGUCAACGAAAACGACACCUUGUCCACCAAGGAAAUUCAAAUAGGUGAUAACGACACCCUCGGCGCAAUAACGGCAACUAUGGUCCAUGCCUCCUACCUCUUCCUGCUCACAGACGUAGACUCGCUCUAUGCGAGUAAUCCGAAACACGAUGUUCAUGCUUCGAGGAUUGAUUUGGUGACGAGUAUUAGCUCGCUCAGAGAACGACUCGAUUUCUCCGACCUCGGCGCUGGUUCCGCAAACGGCACUGGCGGUAUGGCGACCAAAUUGCGCGCUGCGGAAAUCGCAUCCGCAGCGGGCAUAUUUACUGUUAUUGCGUCCUCAUCACGGCCGUCCGUGGUCAGUGAGAUUUUGGAGUACUAUGAUGGUGAGAGAAUGGGCAAUGGUGCUUCAUCGGAAUCCAGUGGGGACACAGAGGAUGGGAGGCCGCUACAUACGCUGUUCUUUCCGGAUCCUUGCUCGAGAAAGGGGAAUGGGUUGAAGGCGGUAGGGCUUGAGAUCCCUCCAUUAAUGAGCUGA
This is a messenger RNA of Westerdykella ornata, 915 nucleotides long. Its product is annotated as glutamate 5-kinase. The transcript has 4 exons. The coding region runs from base 1 to 915 and encodes 304 amino acids. NCBI's taxonomy places the organism in Eukaryota, Fungi, Ascomycota, Dothideomycetes, Pleosporales, Sporormiaceae. Gene Ontology annotation, cellular component: cytoplasm; cytosol. Gene Ontology annotation, molecular function: ATP binding; glutamate 5-kinase activity. The record is from RefSeq and is a predicted model, not a curated record.